AGGGCGGGAUUGAACCGGCAAGCCAGACAACUGCACUUACCACCUAAGCCAAUGUCACCCCUAUCUUUAUUUACUAAAGGGGGAUCUUCUGUUGUUUGUCAUUUUUAUACAUAUUAUACCAAUAAAUAAAUGAUGGGUCUUUGUCGCAAACAAGACCUACAGGGCACUGUUGGUCUUCACCAUCUCCAUCAUGUACAUAGGAUUAUGUUCACCCCAAAAUGAAAGGUUAUAAGCAAAUUAUUAUGAUCGUGAAAUAUGAUUUGCAAAAAAACUAUUAUUAAAGAUUAACUAUACUUUAAAAUGGAUUAUGGUACAUUUUCACUAAAGUGUAUAGGUUAUAAUGGAAAUAGCUGAAGUGUCAACACCACCUCCAGAAAAUUCUGGUCUAGGAUAUUUUUGUCACUGCCGAGACACGUUUACUUAUCUGAAGUGGCAUCCCGCGGUUUUGUAUCACUAAUUGCUGGUUUCCACACUCCACCCUACCUGGGAGUCAGGUGUGAGGCAGUCUCGUAAAUCUGCAGCGCUCGACAGGACAGAAAAUGGGGCUGUUCAAACAGGUGGCUGACGUUUAUUUAGCUCGACGAAUAACGUUUGUUAGAUGAAUAGCAGUUUGGGACGUCGCCGUUUGUUUGCAUGGUGUCCUAACUGGUUCAAAACAAGAAAGGAAUCUUCACAUUUAUCGCUAUAAUGAGCACGUCAAAGUUAAUGCGAGCCAUCAGAGUGUCCGAGUUUGGAGGACCCUCUGUUUUAAAAUUGCACGAGAAUAUUCCAGUUCCAACCCCAGGUCAGAAACAGGUAUUAAUUAGAGUACAAGCCUGUGGUGUAAAUCCACUUGAAACGUAUAUCCGCUCUGGAACAUUCCAUCUGAAACCGAACCUGCCAUACACCCCUGGAUCGGAUGUGUCUGGGGUUGUGGAAGCUGUUGGAGACGGCGUGAGCUCUUUCCAGUCAGGUGACCGGGUGUUUACUCUUGGCACAGUGACUGGGGGCUAUGCUGAAUACACCGUAGCGUCCGAAGACUCUGUCUACCCGCUGUCUGAUUCCUUAGAUUAUCAACAAGGAGCAGCCAUUGGUAUUCCAUACUUCACUGCAUACCGUGCUCUCUUCCAAAAAGCCCACAGCAAAGCAGGAGAGACUGUUCUUGUUCAUGGAGCCAGUGGAGGGGUGGGAGUUGCAGCAUGUCAGAUUGCCAGGGCCUUUGAGAUGAAGGUACUGGGAACGGCAGGAACUCCAGAGGGAGAAGCACUGGCAAAGAAGAAUGGAGCUCACCAGGUCUUCAACCAUAGAGAGAAGGACUACGUCAAGAAAAUCAUGGAGGCUACCAAUGGACAGGGACUGAAUGUGAUUGUUGAGAUGCUGGCCAGUGUGAAUCUCAGUAAGGACAUACAGAUGCUUACACAAGGAGGCAGAGUGACCAUAGUGGGCAGUCGCGGUCCGAUCCAAAUAGACCCACAAGACGCCAUGAGGAACGAGAGCAGCAUUAUUGGUGUGAUCCUCUUCAGUCAAACAAAGGAAGAGAGGGCGGAGAAUGCGGCUGCUCUCCUCGCUGGAAUUGAGUCCGGUUGGCUGAGGCCUGUUGUUGGUCCUCAGUACACCCUCGACAAGGCCUCCCAGGCUCAUGAAGACCUCAUCAAGAGUUCUGGGGCCACGGGGAAGAUGGUGCUGACCAUGUGAUCACAGCUCCUGGCAGUUUCAGAUAUUGAAGUGUUAAAUCCCUGUGUUGUGAUUUAAGGAAGAUUAUUGCCAUUCCGUUAGUCUGAUGAACACUGUCGGAAUGGGGAUCUUGUUACUGUUGCAUGCUGUUGGAAUUUUUUGACGGUUGUCAGUGGUCACUAGAUCACUAGCUUCUAACAACAUUUAUAUAUUUUCUAAAUGACAGAUGAUGUAUGGUGAUAAGUGGUAACAAUGUAUUUAAGAUGUCAAGAUAAUAUAACAUGUAAAGAUAAUACAUUGAUAUAUUAACACUGAUUAAUACUUAAAUAAAGUCUUCAAUUGUUA
Conger conger (European conger) is the source of this 1998-nucleotide messenger RNA. Its product is annotated as zeta-crystallin-like. NCBI's taxonomy places the organism in Eukaryota, Metazoa, Chordata, Actinopteri, Anguilliformes, Congridae. Gene Ontology annotation, cellular component: cytosol. The record is from RefSeq and is a predicted model, not a curated record. The transcript is spliced from 9 exons. The coding region runs from base 688 to 1674 and encodes 328 amino acids. Gene Ontology annotation, molecular function: quinone reductase (NADPH) activity; zinc ion binding; mRNA 3'-UTR binding.